AUGAAAUCCACCCUCUUCAUCGCCUCUACCCUUCUCUCCCUGGCCGCCGCCACCUUCCCAACCAACAUUACUCUAGUGGACUUUAUCAAAGAAUACACGCUUGAUCAAAUUGCUUUGCCUGUGGAAGAUGGUGCUGACCUGUGGAUCCUCUCCAAAGAUGGCGACAGACAGAACGUGUCAACCGACUCGCUGCUAUACACCACCUGGAGCGAAAGCGACUGGCCUCUGUUCGAGUACGGAUGCCACCUCGAGACCGAGACAGGCGGCUCCUUCGCCUACAGUAUUGGGCUUAUGUAA
Messenger RNA from Lachancea thermotolerans CBS 6340, 297 nucleotides. RefSeq names its product KLTH0G15290p. The transcript has a single exon. The record is from RefSeq and is a predicted model, not a curated record. Lineage: Eukaryota; Fungi; Ascomycota; Saccharomycetes; Saccharomycetales; Saccharomycetaceae. Bases 1 to 297 code for a protein of 98 amino acids.